Asparagus officinalis (garden asparagus) is the source of this 621-nucleotide messenger RNA. RefSeq lists its product as uncharacterized. The record is from RefSeq and is a predicted model, not a curated record. Lineage: Eukaryota; Viridiplantae; Streptophyta; Magnoliopsida; Asparagales; Asparagaceae. The transcript has a single exon. Bases 1 to 621 code for a protein of 206 amino acids.
AUGUUGAAAAUUGAUUUCGCAAAAGCUUUUGAUUCUGUUGAUUGGUCCUUUAUCAUUGAUCUGCUUCAAGCAAGAGGGUUUGGUGCCAAAUGGUGCUCAUGGAUUUAUCACAUUAUCUCAUCAUCUAAUUGUGCAGUUCUAGUUAAUGGUCAUCCUACAAAUUUUUUUAACUGCAAGAGGGGUCUUAAACAGGGUGAUCCUUUAUCACCUAUGCUUUUCAACAUAUCAGUUGAUGUUCUAAACAGGAUGAUUAUGAAUAAUGCGGAAGAUGGUACUUUAUCUACUCUUGGUAUUAAGGAACCUCUCAAUCAUAUAAGGAGUCUACAAUUUGCAGAUGACACCAUUCUUUUUGUUAAAAGCUCCUCCAAAGAUAUAUCAGUACUGAAAACCAUUCUUUAUAUCUUUGAAGAACUAUCAGGAUUGGGUAUCAAUUAUUCAAAGUCUUCUUUGAUUCAUUUUGGUAGAAAUACCCAAAGAGGAAUUGAUCUAGCUUUGGUUAUUAAUUGUAAAGUGGGUUCUCUGCCAAUCAAAUACCUUGGUCUACCUUUAAAAUGUGGGAAAUUAUCAAAAUCUGAUUGGCAACCAGUUGUAGAUAACCUUCAUAGAAGACUAGCAUCAUGA